UCAGCAGCCUGCCAGGGACUCAGACACACUUGGGAAAGUCAGCCGCACCGGGGAAGUUGGAACAAUGCUGAGGCCUCUGCUGAUCCCCUUGACGUACUUCUGUCUUCAGACCUGGCUGGGGAUCCCUCAGGCAAAAUGUCAGGUGAAGCUGAACAUAAUGGAAGAUGCUUUUGAUGACCAAUAUCUAGGAUGUGCUGAAGAAAUGGAUAAAGAAGCAGCUAAACUAAUACAGUCGGAAAUGUCUUCAUUCAGCCCAAUAUGGAAAAAUGCAGCAGAAAAAUGGAACAGUGUGAAAACAAAAAUUUCUCGCCCCAGGGGCUUUAAGGAUGAGUAUGGAAUAGCCAUAGUAGCCUAUACUGACUGCAUGCCAUACAACAGCAAAACAUUUCCAACUGAAUUUAAUGCGGCAGUGAGAGAGGCUGGGACAUCUCGAGCUCAUUACAUGGACAGUUUCCAUUUCAAAGCCUUCCAUUAUUAUUUGACAAGAGCUUUGCAGCUCUUAAGAGGAAAGUGUGAUGUGAUGUAUAAAAUGACGGUGUACCGGGGGGUUUCUAAAAAGUAUGAGUACCAGAAAUAUUGUGACAUCAGGUUUGGAUACUUUGCCUCUUCAUCUAUUAAUAGAACACAGGCUGAGACAUUUGGCACGGCAACGUUCCUCACCAUCCACACAUGCUUUGGCGUGAAUAUCCAGGACAUGUCAUAUAAUCCUAAGCAAAAAGAAGUGUUAAUUCCAGUCCAUGAGAUAUUCAGAGUGGUCACAAAUCAAGGGAAUAACUACACCCUCCAGAGCAAAAAACAGGCCUGCAGCCAUUUUAACUGCACGUACCUGGGCGGAGAGAAGAACGAAGUAUGUGUUGGCAACUCUGCUACCAGAGGCAGCCCGGCCUUCCCCAGUGAGCUGAGCCCUUCACUGUUUGGAGGAUCCAUCAUCCUGGUCCACGUUAUUGCUCUGAAGCUGUUUGCCAGUUUCUAAACUGUCCUAUUCGUGUUACUCACUUUUUCUCUCUAACACAAAUCAUGGUGAUGGGACUUGCCAGGUCCAAAGCCGUCCUGCUAUGCUGCCAGCGUUCCAAAGGGAAACC
Messenger RNA from Malaclemys terrapin pileata, 1082 nucleotides. RefSeq names its product ecto-ADP-ribosyltransferase 5-like. The coding region runs from base 65 to 973 and encodes 302 amino acids. The transcript is spliced from 5 exons. Gene Ontology annotation, molecular function: NAD+-protein-arginine ADP-ribosyltransferase activity; NAD+ poly-ADP-ribosyltransferase activity. NCBI's taxonomy places the organism in Eukaryota, Metazoa, Chordata, Testudines, Emydidae. The record is from RefSeq and is a predicted model, not a curated record.